This is a messenger RNA of Danaus plexippus (monarch butterfly), 2561 nucleotides long. It is a transcript of the gene Marcal1, whose product is annotated as SWI/SNF-related matrix-associated actin-dependent regulator of chromatin subfamily A-like protein 1. The transcript has 14 exons. The record is from RefSeq and is a predicted model, not a curated record. Bases 182 to 2299 code for a protein of 705 amino acids. Lineage: Eukaryota; Metazoa; Arthropoda; Insecta; Lepidoptera; Nymphalidae. Gene Ontology annotation, cellular component: nuclear replication fork. Gene Ontology annotation, biological process: DNA repair; replication fork processing. Gene Ontology annotation, molecular function: ATP-dependent chromatin remodeler activity; ATP binding.
AUGAUUGUCAAUACUUGUUUACAAUGAUAACUGACAUUAUAAGUGAAGUUCAUAUGUAAAUAUUAUAAAAACCAGCUGUUGACAAUUACAUUAGUGUUAUCGUUACUGUUAUUUCGAAGGAGGUUUCACAUCUACCUCAGCUGUAAUAUAUGAAGUUGUCAUUUAAAGUAUAUAUUUUAAUAUGGAAUGUACGAAGGAACAAAUUGAACAGAAACGGUUAGCAGCUUUGCAGAAAAGAUUAGCCAAAAAUAAUAAUCACGUCCCUCAUGCGCCCCAAUGCCCGAAACCGUCAGAUCAACCAGAACAUUUAAAACAGGGGCAGUCAAAAAACAAUUCUGCUCAUACUUUUCAUCCAUACUCAAGACCAAAUAGUAGCAAACAAUUUACCACGGCGGUUCCAGUAUCUAAUGUUGUCACAGGAUCCGUAUAUUUGAUAUCUGAAGACAGAUUUGAAGUAAACAUGUCAGAAUUUUGCCCUCCGCUCAUAAAUAUCUUCAAAACUUUAAGAUCAAGGUCAUAUGAUUCAAACACUAAGUUGUGGAAUUUUUUAAUGAGUGAUUAUGAGAAUCUGAUGUCCAAAGUUACACCGCUCGCGCCUCAUAUUGUUAUAGGUCCCCUACCAGCAUUUGUUUUGAAGAUUCUGAAUGAUCCUCCCAUUGAUCAUAGUGCUGUGGAUUUAACACCAAUUGAAGCAACACUAAGAAAUAAACUGUUACCAUUCCAGGAGGAAGGUGUCAGAUUUGGAAUAGCGCGUAAGGGUCGAUGUCUUAUAGCUGACGACAUGGGACUCGGGAAGACGUUUCAAGCUCUUGCGAUAGCUAGUUACUACCGGCAUGACUGGCCCUUACUGAUUGUCACUACUUCUUCAAUGAGAGAAACAUGGCAAAACAAAAUCAGCGAGCUUCUGCCAUCGGUGCCGUUGGUAAACGUGGCUACUCUGACAAGCAACAAAGACGUCAAUUUCGUUUCCGAUAGACAGGUCGAGGUUGUCAUAGUUAGUUAUAAGAUAAUAAGUCUGCACACGGAGCUGCUGAGGCAGAAGAGGUUUGGAUUCGUCAUAGUUGACGAGUCUCACCACCUGAAGUCACCCAAGGCUCAGUGUACGAGUGCCCUGUUCAGGCUAUGUGGCCAGGGUCGUGCAGUACUCCUCAGCGGGACCCCCGCCCUCAGUCGACCCGUCGAACUCUACACCCAGCUGUCUCUACUAGAGCCGAGACUUUUCACUUACACGGAAUACGGUAAGAGAUAUUGCGACGCGAAACAAACAAACUUCGGUUGGGACAUGACCGGCAAGUCGAAUUUGGCGGAGCUGCUCGUUAUAUUACAAAGGAGAUUCCUCAUCCGCCGCACCAAAGAACAGGUCCUCAAUCUAGAAGAGAAGACUCGUGAGACUGUUAUCUUGGACCAGUCGCUGCUGAAUUAUUCUAAGGAGGACCAGCACGGGCUCACCCAAAUGGCCGAGAAGUUCAGGAACUCUAAAUCAUCAGAGAGACACGUCGCUAUGAUACAAUACUUUAAUGAAUCAGCGGCCAUAAAGACGCCGGCUGUAUGCAAAUACAUCAGACAGUUACUGAGCGGCAGCCAGAAGUUCCUGGUGUUCGCUCAUCAUAAGAAUGUCAUCGACUCCAUCUGUGACACGCUGGAUGAGCAACGCAAAAACUAUAUCAGAAUCGUUGGAUCUACCCCCACACACAUACGGACAGAGCUCGUGGACAAGUUCCAACACAGCGAGUCGUGUCGUUGCGCCGUGUUGUCCAUCACCGCCGCUAACUCUGGCCUGACGCUGACAGCGGCAGACCUCGUCAUAUUCGCUGAACUACACUGGAACCCCGGCAUUUUGAUCCAGGCGGAGUCCCGUGCUCAUCGCCUGGGUCGUGCGGGCUCCGUGUGUGUGAGGUAUCUUCUAGCGCGAGGAACAGCUGACGAUCACAUGUGGCCGCUGCUACAGACCAAGCUUAAUGUACUCAACGAUGUGGGUCUGAGUGGAGACAAUUUCGAAGACACGAAAAUGAAGCACCAGGACACCAAAAACAACAUAACACAAUACAUGUCACCGGUGAGAAACAAAAACGACUACAUACAAGGUACGAACAUAAAGAAAAUAUCACAGGAACAAACGGAAAAUGUAAAAUCGCAGUCGGACUCUCAAACUACCCUCCACGGCAUUAGCAAACUAACUUUACUGAGUCCAGAGAAAAAUAGUUCAGACUUGACCACUGACGGUGUAGACUCGGAUGACAGGUUCUUGGAGAACGACGAGGACGACGAGAUCCUGGCCAGUAUAGAUCUGGAUAUGUAACCUUCUUUAAUUAAAUAAAAAAAAAAACUGUCAUGUGCCAAAUAAUUUGCUCGUUUGAUUCGAAAUAAGUAUCGAAACAUCUGCUAAAUACCAGAUUACUAAAAACUAUUGUAUGAAUACUGAAUUAUUUUUUGUACGUCCCAAUUAUAAAGAAACUUUAAAUGUCUCGUCAUUCAUGAUUAUUUUUUUAUUGUUUUAUGCUUUUUGAAUUUUUUAAAUGGUAAAUCUCCGUUUGUGUUAAUACAUAUCUUUUUUGAUUUAU